This is a messenger RNA of Sclerotinia sclerotiorum 1980 UF-70, 1740 nucleotides long. RefSeq lists its product as hypothetical. The transcript has 4 exons. Bases 1 to 1740 code for a protein of 579 amino acids. The record is from RefSeq and is a predicted model, not a curated record. Gene Ontology annotation, molecular function: hyaluronan synthase activity. Gene Ontology annotation, biological process: hyaluronan biosynthetic process; extracellular matrix assembly. NCBI's taxonomy places the organism in Eukaryota, Fungi, Ascomycota, Leotiomycetes, Helotiales, Sclerotiniaceae.
AUGCCUGUAGUACCUGUGUUACCAUCCAUUCAUAGGCAGGUCUUUAACGGCAUCCUUUGCGUGGUCACUUUCUUUAUUAUCUUCCGCUAUUUCAGAAGAUUGGUUACAUUUGCCCCAAUUACUAUUGAAAGUCUAUGGCAAAUGUCUCUAGCGGAGAUAAACCGCAGGAAGAAUAUAGCAAGAGUCAAACAGUUAGAACAAAAACUCUCGUUAGAGGAUGCUGAGAAGGGAGUUCAGACCAAAGACGAUGUGGCUGCAAAAUGUAUUGCCUCUGUAGUAGGAUAUCGUGAGGAGGCAAAUAUGUGGAGGAGAUGUUUGCAAAGUUAUCAUAAAUCUCCUGGCUUGGCAAUCAUGCUGAUUGGCAUUGAUGGUGAUCAAGAUGGGGACAUGGAGAUGGUUUCUGUGGCUCAACAAGUAUUUCCAGAUCUCACAAAAAUACAUGUCGAAGAACCAUAUGGUCCUCUCGCUGUCCGCAUUGCACAAAACUAUAUCACUCGCGAACUUUACGAUGAAAAGGCCUCAUCCUCAAAAUGGACAUCAGCAUCAGCAUCCGCAUCUUUCGAUUCCGCAGAUGUCCCCCCGGCUCUCUUAUCCGAAGCAUACGCAUAUGCUUUCCGCAUCGUACUUGAAAAAGCGGCCACGACUCUUCGCGAACACAAUGCUCUGUUUCCCUCUCCUGAUUUCAAAUCUAAAGCUCUCCAUGCAAUAUGUCUCUACCAACCUCACAAGUGCAAAAAGGAUAUCAUGUUCACCAAUAUGGUUUUUUCGUUGGCGUUGGGACAGGCGAAUAAGAUUGAAUAUCUUUGGACUAGUGAUUCAGAUACCAUUGUUUAUCCAGAUACUUUGUAUCAAACGGUGGGAUGUAUGUCUGCGGAUCCGUUGAUCGGAGGGAGUUGUUCGGCUUUGAGUAUUCAUAAUGAUAAUGAAAGUGCGAUCGCUGCUUUGGGGAGUGCGGCUUAUUGGUCUGAACUGGCUAUUACACGUGGACAAACUGGCGCCGUGGAUGCCGUAGACUGUCAACCCGGGCCUUGCGCCGCAUUCCGUUUCAUAGCACUUGAGUCUAUUCUCCUACCAUGGUACACACAAACCUCCAUCGGCGUCAAAACCGUUGUCAACGAAGAUCGUCAUCUCACCACCAACCUCCUCCUCAAAAACUGGAAAGUAACCUUCAACACCUCUGCGCUCGCCUCCACCGAUACUCCUACUACUCUCCUGCGCUGGCUCCUUCAACAAAUGCGCUGGGCCCGCGCUACCCAUAUUGAAUGUUUCCAGUAUCCACAAAUCUACACUAUUCAUGGUGUUAUUCUAUUUGUAACUGCCAUGCGUCGUUUUUAUGGACCGUUAAUUAUCGGUGUCUUCACUAUUCGUUACGUAUUCACAGGCUUUACAGUCCAUGCACUUCAAUCCUGGGAUUUCCUCCUCCGUGUGGUAUUAUGCACAAGUUACAAUUUCUGGCGCAACAAAUCGCACGUGGGUAGUAUUAAGUAUCUCGUCUUAUCCCAACUCUUCUAUCAAUUGCCCCUACCAGGUAUCAUGUUCUGGUCUGUCCUCACUGUUCUUGAAGGCGGCUGGGGGACUAGCAUGAGAAAUGCGGACGAGCAGAAGAAAUCAAGAUUUGCAAGGUGGGAUAAUCUAUGGAGCACGACGGCAGUGGUGAUUUGGAUGGGGUUUGUAGGAGCGGCGGUUGCUAGAAUUAGGAGUAGAGCUUCCAGGAGUGUCGAAGAGGACCUAGCCGAGUAG